CGUGUUUGUAGCGCGUCCCUCCGUAGCUGCUCAUCAGUGUUACCUGCCAUGUGUCGUUUGACAGCAGGGGUGGGGAGGGGGUUCCUUGAGAAAAGAAGUGGUGGUGUGCAUUGUGCUGACGGUGUGUGACAUGCAGGGAGUCCAUUGGGACCAUUUGCACAGCGCUGGGAGCCCAGUGCUCCGUGCUGACAGUCUGUACGGGUGGCUGUGAGGGGUGUCAGGUCGGGGUCUGAACCAGGAGUUUAUUUUGCUGUGCUGUGUGAAAUCUCUGGAUUUAAUUGCCAGCUCCUGGUCUAUUGCAUUCCAAAUCAAACGACUUCUUUUUUUUUCAGAAGGAAUGCAAAUAAACCAUUUUAUGUCUCUGGAGACAAAGCAGAAAAAGCCCCACAAGCUUCGUGAGAUCACCGCAAAAUGCAUCGUUACAGGAAGCGGCAAGUUUCCUGCAACAGCUGUAUUAACUUCCAUUUGUUGUAGAUUUGUGCCCAGGACGACCGCUGUGUGUUUGGGAUGUGCACCCAUCUCAGCCCCCUCCGAAACUAUCACUGUUAAACGCAGAUGUACAAACAGAUAUCCAGCAUGAAACAGCAGAGCAUCCAGCAUGAACCCAAUCCGGAGUCAAUAGAAUGCAGCAGUGACUGAAGCACUCCAGCUAUUUUUUCCCUUUACUUCUCAUUUCUGACGUUCUCCUUUCUGCUUUGCAGACCUCCAGGCUGCCAGUGCUGAAGGGAGCACUGAGCCGUGCAGCCAUUUUGAGCUACGUGCCCAUCAGCCCUUGUUUCCCUCCGGGGAGCUCUCUGAAUGCAAUACACAGGUCCAGCACUACAUGUGCAAAUGCCUUUCAUCUCUUUUCUAUUUCCUUUUCUGUAUUUGCUGGAAGAAAACGUAACCCAAACUCAGGAGGAAGGGAAGAUACUGCAGUCUGCCAAUAUGCUCCAGUGUUGCCAGGGCCAGAGGAGCGCAGCCUCAUAGCACGUCUCCAACAGUCAACUUGGAACAAAGUCAGGAUGUCUCAUGCCUGCCUCGAGUGUUACUUUCUUUGCUAAGAUUGCUGUACCGUGUUCUAUUUGGUAUCAGAGCUCUCCCUGUUUCUGUUUAGAUAUGUGGAGAAGGACAUAGAUGACACAGAAGUGUUUUCCUCUUCUGGCUUGGAAUCAAACCUCUCAAGAGCAGACCAGGACAUUGCUCUGAGAAAAUGGAUUCAUCUUCCCAAAAAUAUCCAGUCAAAAAGCGAGUGAAAAUCCAUCCCAACACGGUGACAGUGAAAUAUGCGUCUCAUUAUCCCCAGCCAGGAGAAGAGGGAUAUGAAGAUGGUAACGAAGACACGGGAGUAUUUAUGGAGGACAGUCCAAAGACAAGACUACUGAAUGCUGGGAAAAAAAGAGAAAGGACCUUUUUUGGUACGAUAGACACGCAGCUUCAGCCAGCACAGCUGCCCAAACCCAGUGAGAUGGGGCAUUCCCAGAACCUUCCUGAAGGAAAUAUACUGCAGUCAAGGAAAAUGUGGAUAGUCCUUUUUGGAUCAGCCGUGGCUCAUGGAUGCGUGGCUCUGAUUACACGAUUAAUUUCUGAUCGUUCCAAAGUGCCAUCACUUGAGUUAAUUUUCAUCCGUUCAGUCUUACAGGUGCUGUCCAUUACUGCUGUGUGUUACUACCAUGAGCCACCCUUUGGCCCCAAAGGUUACAGGCUCCGGCUCUUCUUCUAUGGGGUCUGCAACGUUAUCUCCAUUACCUGUGCUUAUACCUCUUUCUCUAUAGUUCCCCCUAGUAAUGGGACCAUUAUGUGGAGGGCAACCACUACAGUGUUCAGCGCCAUUUUGGCUUUUUUGCUGGUAGAUGAAGGAAUGGCUUACGUAGACAUAGUUACGGUAGUUGGCAGCGUGUUUGGUGUUUGUCUGGUCAUGAUCCCCAACAUCGUUAAGGAAGAAAACUCUCUGCUGAGCACCUGGAAGGAAGCUUUUGGCUACACCAUGACUGUGAUGGCAGGUUUGACCACUGCUCUCUCCAUGAUAGUCUACAGGUCAAUCAAAGAUAACAUCAGCAUGUGGACAGCACUAUUUACCUUUAGUUGGACAGGAACGGUGUGGGGAGCAUCCACCAUGUUCUUACUUCAAGAGCCAAUCGUCCCGCUGGAUGGAGAAACCUGGAGCUAUCUCCUGGCCAUCUGCCUGUGCUCCACUGCAGCCUUCCUGGGGGUCUACUACGCCUUGAGCAAGUUCCACCCUGCGCUGGUCAGCACCGUACAGCACCUAGAGAUAGUCAUUGCCAUGGUCCUGCAGCUCAUCGUGCUGCGCAUCUUGCCAGGUACUUACGAUCUUGUUGGGGGAGCAGUUAUUUUGGUUAGUGUUUUUUUCCUUGCGUGUUAUAAACUGUCCUGGAAGAAUUUAGGAAGGCAAGAUUAUCAGGAGAUUGUAGAUUCUUCCAUUAAAUGAACUGCAGUUCUGCUGUCUAGUUCUGGACAUGUGCUACUGUUGUAUCUGUUAUGUGUGCGACCACAUGAAAGUAAUGUAUUCCAAGUCUGUUGUGUUUUAGUGUACUGGUCAGGUCCUCUUUCUACUGUGUAACUUCACAGCUGAUGUAGCAAUGUUGGUACUUCCAGACUUCCAGGACAGGUGGAUUUGUUCUAGCGCAUACAAUCACUGUUUGUCGUGUGAGGAAAGGAUAUUUGUCUCCAGCACAGAGGGUGGUGGAGCACAGGACAAGUUGUAGGCCUUUACUGCCUCACUGCUAAUGUAAUACAGAGACAGGGGGAUCCACUGGCAACUGUCAUUAACGUGCACUGUGGUGAUAGGAAAACGAGCAGUAAAAACAUUAAAAUGGUCAACCAGGGUGUUCAUAUCCUCUGUAACACUGUUUAUGCUGUGACUGUAGUAUUCCAAAUGAAGCAAUGCUAAUAUCUCUGUAAUGAUCACUUGCGUUUCCAUGUAUACAUAUACAAAAGAAUGUAUCAGUAAAGCUUUCUGUGCUCUGUGGUUAAGCUUC
Coturnix japonica (Japanese quail) is the source of this 2978-nucleotide messenger RNA. The record is from RefSeq and is a predicted model, not a curated record. NCBI's taxonomy places the organism in Eukaryota, Metazoa, Chordata, Aves, Galliformes, Phasianidae.